This is a messenger RNA of Danio rerio (zebrafish), 3264 nucleotides long. NCBI's taxonomy places the organism in Eukaryota, Metazoa, Chordata, Actinopteri, Cypriniformes, Danionidae. The record is from RefSeq and is a predicted model, not a curated record.
CGUGUGUGUGUGUGACUGUGUGUGUGUAUUUGGGCAGGGCUGCAGUGAAGCGCAGCUGAUGUGUGUGAUUCUCUGUCAGACGCGCUUGUAUUGCUGAUCUUCAUGAGCAUCGGUCAAAAUCGGCGAGAUAAUUUGAGCCUAUGAUUUCAUCCAUACGUGUUCAUGCCGGAACCGCCUUUAUCGUUUAUUCAUUCGCGGAGACAGACCGCAGAGAUUUGCUCCAGGACUGACAUUAUGCGCUCGGUUACCGGGGGGUGCUGAUGCUGACAUUCCCAUCUUCCUCCAUCCAUCUAAUUUACGCUCGUUUAUUAGACCUUCAGCCAUCAUGUCCAUGAAAUCAAAGACCGGUGAGUCGGUGAAGGUGGUGGUCCGGUGUCGCCCGCUCAACCGUAAAGAAGAAUCGUCGGGUUAUGAGAAUAUCGUGCAGAUGGACGUGAAACUGGGCCAGGUGGCCCUGCGGAACGCCAAGGCGGGUCCCGGAGAUCUGCUCAAAACCUUCACGUUUGAUGCGGUUUACGACGAGUGCUCCAAACAGGGCGACCUGUAUGACGAAACAGUGCGGCCGCUCAUAGACUCGGUGCUCCGCGGAUUUAACGGCACCAUCUUCGCGUACGGACAGACGGGAACCGGGAAGACGUACACCAUGCAGGGCCAAUGGCUGGACGCCGAGCGCCGCGGCAUCAUCCCGAACUCCUUCGAGCACAUCUUCACGCACAUCUCGCGCUCGCAGAACCAGCAGUACCUGGUCCGGGCCUCCUAUCUGGAGAUCUACCAGGAGGAGAUCCGCGACCUGCUCACCAAAGACCACAGCAAGAAGCUGGAGCUGAAGGAGAGCGCAGACUCAGGGGUGUACAUCAAAGAUCUGUCCUCCUUCGUCACCAAGAACGUGAAGGAGAUCGAGCAUGUGAUGAAUGUGGGCAACCAGACCAGAUCUGUGGGCUUCACCAACAUGAACGAGCACAGCUCGCGCUCUCACGCCAUCUUCAUCAUCACUGUGGAGUGCAGCCAGCUCGGACCUGACGGACAAAACCACAUCCGAGUGGGAAAACUCAACCUGGUUGAUCUGGCAGGCAGUGAGAGGCAAACCAAAACAGGCGUCCAGGGUGAACGUCUAAAGGAGGCCACCAAAAUCAACCUGUCCCUUUCUGCUCUAGGAAAUGUAAUCUCUGCUUUGGUGGAUGGGCGAAGCUCUCACGUUCCCUACCGAGACUCCAAACUCACCCGGUUGCUCCAAGACUCGUUAGGUGGAAACGCAAAAACCAUCAUGGUGGCCACUUUAGGACCAGCCUCAUACAAUUACGAGGAAACCCUCACCACCCUGCGGUAUGCGAACCGCGCUAAAAACAUCAAGAACAAGCCACGUGUCAAUGAAGACCCCAAAGACGCACUCUUGAGGGAGUUCCAGGAGGAGAUCGCCAGACUCAAAGCCCAGCUGGAUAAACGUGGCAUGCUCACCAAGAGAAAAAGGAGGAGCAGGAGGCUGAGGAAGAUUGGCGAGGAAGAGGUGGAAGAGGAAGAUGAUCUUGAAGACUAUGAUGACGAGGAAAUUGUGGAGAAGGAGGCGCAGGAGUAUAUGAAGGAGCAGCAGGAGGAGCUGGAGCGGGAGAAGGAGGCCAUCAGAGACGACCAUUCACUGGUGGCGGAGGAGAAGCAGAGACUCCUGGAGGAGAAGGAGAGGAUGAUGAGACACCUGAAGAAGGAGCAGGAGGCCACAGAAAUGCUCACAGCCAAAUUUAAGGCGAUGGAAAGCAAGCUGCUGGUUGGUGGGAAAAACAUUAUCGAUCACACUAAUGAACAACAGAAGAUGCUUGAACAGAAAAGACACGAGAUCGCUGAACAGACGCGCAGAGAGAGAGAAAUACAGCAGCAGCUGCUGGAUCAGGAUGAAGAGACAUUAGAGCUCAGAGAAACGUUUUCCUCACUGCAGCAGGAAGUGGAAGCCAAGACCAAGAAACUCAAAAAGCUGUAUGCGAAGCUCCAGUCUCUGAAGGCUGACAUUCAGGAUGUGAAUGAUGAACAUGUGAGGAGCCGACAGGACCUCGAGCAAACACAGAAUGAACUGACCAGAGAACUCAAAUUUAAAUAUUUGAUUAUAGAGAACUUUAUACCUCCCGAAGAGAAGAAUAAAAUCAUGAACAGACUGGAGUUCGAUGCGGAGGAAGAUCAGUGGAAGUUUCAGCCUCUUGUCCCGGCAGAGAAUAAAUUCACUCAGAUGAAGAGAAGACCCGCCUCCGCUGUAGGGUACAAGCGGCCAAUCAGCCAGUACGCCAGGGUUGCCAUGGCGAUGGGGGCUCAUUCCAGAUACAGGGCGGAGAAUAUCAUGCUCCUGGAACUGGACAUGACUCCACCUGUGGUGUUUCAGCUGGAGCUCCAGAAAUCAGGAUCAGAGGAGGAGCCGUCCAGAGACGUUCUGCUGGACAACAACAGUUACAGAGAGAAAUCUGCUGCCGGACGGGUCAGAAAAUCACAGUCAUGGUGCCAGUCUCAGCAGGUCAUGCCCACCUCAAGCUCCGCCCUUUCUCUGGCAUCCUCAGGGUCCCUCAGCCUGCCACACCCACAAAACAUCCCCAUGGCAACAGCCCAGGAAUGAAACUCGAAACUACCAUAAUCCCCCCACCCCCCACCCUUAAAACUUAAUCAAUCCUAACAGAUGACGGAAACAGACCAAAAACCGUCUCCAUAAAACAAGACGAAACCUGCUCGCGAUCUGAACAGACAGCAAAAGCAGGACUAGACCCAUUCCAACUCAUCAGGACCAAUAUUAGUGGAAUUAUUCUCUCUUGCUCUUUGCUCCUCAGGACAGUGAAGAAGACACUGCCAUCGAAUAACAUCGCCUCAUUCGACAACCUGAGGCUUUUUCCAGUCGUUUUUGCUGCUUCCAAAAAUGGUCAGUGUUUACUUACUGAUCGACACACACCUCGAAUGAUGGAGGCCAAACGGACGGGGUUUGUGUUCAUCCGCCCUGAAAGAGCUGAGCAAGAGGGACGCGUCUCUUUCUAUCUGCAUGUCUUAAUGUAUGUGUGUGUCUUUGUGAUUCUGAUCAGGGUUUGGAACGGUCGGCUGGAGGAAAGAUCUACAGGGUUCCCACUGGGCUCAUGGAGAAACCUGCGGUUGAAGUCUAAAUGAUUCGCCCUCCUGUGAAUUUUUUCAAAUAUUUCCCAGAUGUGUUAAGCAGAGUAAGAAAUAUCUCACGUUAUUUCAUAUAAUAUUUUUUCAUUUAGAGAAAGUCUUAUUUGUUUUAUUUCGGCUAUGAUAGAUGCAGUU